Cavenderia fasciculata is the source of this 240-nucleotide messenger RNA. RefSeq lists its product as uncharacterized. The transcript is spliced from 2 exons. The record is from RefSeq and is a predicted model, not a curated record. NCBI's taxonomy places the organism in Eukaryota, Evosea, Eumycetozoa, Acytosteliales, Cavenderiaceae. The coding region runs from base 1 to 240 and encodes 79 amino acids.
AUGGAAGCUGUCCAUGCUGCUAGAAAGUUGAGAAUGCAAUUCAACAUCAACAUCAACGAUAAGGUCAGCAAACUCAAUCAAGAGGAUCCUCGACGCUACAAGAUUAGUUUUGAACGAUUGGAUACCACAAAAGGUUAUCUCAUUAGUAAUAUGGCAUCGAUUUCAUAUCGUACCCAAUCCAUCAAUACUCUUCUUUCUUUAAACAAAAAAGAUAAUCAAGAUGAGUCAAUGGAUCAAUAA